Messenger RNA from Babesia ovata, 942 nucleotides. RefSeq names its product SNARE domain containing protein. Gene Ontology annotation, biological process: exocytosis; intracellular protein transport; vesicle fusion. The record is from RefSeq and is a predicted model, not a curated record. Gene Ontology annotation, cellular component: SNARE complex; plasma membrane; endomembrane system. Gene Ontology annotation, molecular function: SNARE binding; SNAP receptor activity. The transcript has 2 exons. Bases 1 to 942 code for a protein of 313 amino acids. NCBI's taxonomy places the organism in Eukaryota, Apicomplexa, Aconoidasida, Piroplasmida, Babesiidae.
AUGUACAACCGCACGGAGCAGCUGAGGGAUCUCGCGGAAGGUAUCAAAAAGUCCAACGAGUAUGAGAAGGACUGCAUCAUAGUAGUGCGAGAUGGCGGAUUCAUCCCGCAGAUGGCUGACGGCGAUAGCUCCGACGAAGAAGCGGAUGGCGACGAGCUGUUCAAGCAGUACAUGCACAAGGUGCAGGCUAUGCGUACCCUGAUAACGUCGAUUGACGACGGCGCAAAUGCCAUCACCUCCCUCAUAGAACUGAGCGCCUCCGCGGUCACCAACCACCAAAACGACGAGGUCAGCACCAAACUCGCCGAUAUCAUCGCACGCACCAACGAGGUGUGCACCCAGUGUAAGAGCGCCGCGUCCGCUCUAGAGCAGGCGAAGAGCCAGGGGACGCCCACGGAGGCGCGGAUGCGAGAGAAUGCCUACAACGUCUGCAUCAAGCACUUCCAAGCCGCAAUCAAGCGCUACCAGGACUCCCAAAUCACCUUCAAAAAGGCCAUAAAGGAUCGCACUGUGAGGCAGGUGCAGCUCAUAUACCCGGAGAUGGACAGCAACGAGCUCGACCGCAUGAUGGCACCGGGCAAGGCCCACUCCAUGCUCGAGCAUGUUGCGCGGUCGUCGAUUAUCGGAACUGCCAGCCUGACGGAAGCUGUGCAGAGCAUACAGUCCAAGUACAACGACGUUCUGGCGCUGGAAGACAGCGUCGAGGAGCUGCACCAGAUGAUGAUCGAGCUCGCCGGUGUGGUCAGCUACCAGGGCGACCUCAUCGACCAGGUGGAGUACAACACGAUGAAGGCGGUGGAAUACACCGAGAAGACGAACGUGGAGCUCGUCAAGGCGUUGCACCUCAAACGUCGGAGCAGCAGGCUCAUCAUGUUUAUUACGCUCGGGGCUAUCGCCGCGGGGCUGGCCAUCGGACUGCCUAUCAUACUCAAGAUCACCUGA